AAACACACACACACACACACACACACACAGAGUCGGUGUCCUCCUGACAGCGAGCAGGAAACUCGAGGCUGUCAAAAGAGUCCGUGAGUUCACUUAUGAGCGCCGUUUCUGCCGCGCAGGAGGCAAACCCCGCUUCAAAACGAGCAACAUGUCAGAGAAGCAGAAAUUUGUGAGUCCUUUCCACAGACCGCGCUGUUUAUCAGCCGCCGCGCCCGCGGGACAAGCCAAGCUCACACACCCUGGAAAGGCCAUUUUAGCCGGCGGGAUUGCCGGAGGCAUUGAAAUCUGCAUCACGUUUCCUACGGAGUACGUGAAAACACAGCUUCAGUUAGACGAGAAGGCAAACCCGCCGCGCUACAAAGGCAUCGUGGACUGUGUGAAGCAGACGGUGCGCGGCCAUGGGGUGAAGGGUCUGUACCGAGGCCUGAGCUCUCUGCUUUAUGGCUCCAUUCCCAAAGCCGCGGUGAGGUUUGGGAUGUUUGAGUUCCUCAGUAAUAAGAUGAGGGAUGAGUCUGGGAAGCUGGACAGUACCCGUGGCUUGAUCUGUGGUCUGGGAGCCGGAGUGGCCGAGGCUGUAGUCGUGGUGUGUCCGAUGGAGACUAUAAAGGUCAAAUUCAUCCACGAUCAGACCUCAGCGAACCCCAAGUACCGAGGGUUUUUCCACGGCGUGAGGGAAAUAGUCAGAACACAAGGACUCAAAGGAACCUAUCAGGGACUGACCGCAACAGUACUGAAGCAGGGCUCGAACCAGGCCAUCCGAUUCUACGUAAUGACCGCUCUCAGGAACUGGUACAAAGGUGAUAACCCCAACAAGACCAUUAACCCCUUCGUGACCGGAGUGUUUGGAGCCGUCGCUGGAGCCGCGAGCGUGUUUGGAAACACACCGCUGGAUGUGAUCAAAACCAGGAUGCAGGGACUGGAAGCCCACAAAUAUAAGAGCACGGUCGACUGCGCCGUUAAAAUCAUGAAACACGAGGGACCUGCUGCAUUCUACAAAGGCACCGUUCCCAGGUUAGGCCGGGUCUGUAUGGACGUGGCUAUAGUAUUUAUAAUCUACGAGGAAGUGGUUAAAGUUCUCAACAAGGUGUGGAAGACGGACUAAUGGGGGCGUGGCUCUGGUGGGCGGAGCCUGGCCUUUGUGACAUCAUAACACUGUGAUAUCUUCCAACAGCAGACGCCUCGGAAAGUCACUGAAAUGUGCUUAAUUACCUUCACUUAAUCAACAAACGGAGAGAUUUUUCCCAACUAAUGUGAGAAAGACACCAAAUGCUUACCCCAAAGACCAAUUUAAAUAUAGUUUUAUGGAAAUCUUUUUUCGGGAGACUCAAAUUUAGUUUUAUUUUUUAAACGUCAGGUAUCAUAGAAAAUUUAAUUGUAGUUUCAACAAUAUUAUUUAAGUGCAAUUUACCAGCAGAUAUUAUACGUUUCCAUUGCGUGUAUUUUAAUUUUAUUUUCCUUGAAUGUGGUUAUAUACUAAGUGCUGAAGACCUAAUCUUAAAAAACAAAAUAUGCAUUUUAGAAAAAUCUACAUGUAGUCUGAAAUGCAUAGAUUAGCCUCAUCUAAAAAAAAAAAAUAAAAAAUAAUCACCAAAGCUGUUAAUUAUGAAAAUGUGUUUUAUACCCUAUACAGUACUUGUCUGUGUUUUUAAUGAAAUCUCUUCUGCUGACCAGGGCUGCAUUAUUAUGCUCGAAUAUACGAAUAUAUCGUAAAAAAAUACCAUUACAAUUUAAUCAGCAUAUUAGAAUGAUUUCUGAAGGACCACGCGACUUGAUAAAUGACGUUUUAUAAUGCAUUCGCGUAGAAAAUGGUUAUCUCAGAUUGUAAUGGUAUUUCGCAAUAUCUCAGCCUCGAACAAAUGCGGCCUCGGUGAGAGGAAGAGGCCUCGUUAAAAACACCUAAAACGUCUGACAAGUAUCAUACGGUACGCGUGACGCACGCGCCUUGACGUUCGGUGGUGAUCCAGGUCUAGUGGUUAUUUUUAAGUGCCUAUAUUAAUACGCGUCGCGCGAUCUGUUUUUUGUAAUUCUGCUUGUUUACAUUCGAUCAUCCUGAGUAUAAUGAAACCCUGCUGUAGCAGUACGGCAUAAGAACAGUGACUUAUACAGUGACUGUGCGCCUCGACCUCUGAAAAUCGAACAGUAUUGUUUCACCCGAAGAGCCGGAGUCGCUCGAUUGCAAAGUUUUACUUCUUGAACCCGAGCUCGACGUUGUAAACGAUGCGAGGAAAUAAAGGUCAACGGAUGCGGCCUCUUCGAAGCCGAUCGCCGAUCGCCGAUCGCUCCCGUGCCUUAACGUUCUUCUGUUCCUCUCCUCCUUCGGCUCUCCUACCUCAAGAUGCUCUCGCCGCUCUGUAAAAACUCACAACAGAGGCGAAACGUUCAGCGCAUUCGAUCUGGGAACAGACAUUGUACAAAGCGAAUGUUUUCAAUACCGGAGUGGCUUAACUUAGUAGUACGCCACCGUUUUAGAGUUUAGACAUUACUGAAUAACUCGCGUUUCGCCUUGGUCGCGCCGUCUUAAAGAGGUCGGUGGUCCGCGCCUGUGCUCCUCGACUCUUAAAAGACGCGUUUUAGAUGCACAGUUACGCAACGAGUCUUGAACUGGCGUGUGUUUGACUUAAAAGGCGUUCGGGGCUGGAUGAUUUUAUUCUUGUGUUUCUGUGAAAGUUGUCAGAAUGCAUUGCGGACGGAAAUGUGCAUUAAUUGUCACGCUAAUGAAAAAAAUAACGUGCCUUCGGUUCAUGUCCUGGUUCAGAAUAAAUGAUGCUGACUGGA
Puntigrus tetrazona (Sumatra barb) is the source of this 2775-nucleotide messenger RNA. It is a transcript of the gene slc25a1b, whose product is annotated as slc25a1 solute carrier family 25 member 1b. Gene Ontology annotation, biological process: mitochondrial citrate transmembrane transport. Bases 149 to 1102 code for a protein of 317 amino acids. NCBI's taxonomy places the organism in Eukaryota, Metazoa, Chordata, Actinopteri, Cypriniformes, Cyprinidae. The record is from RefSeq and is a predicted model, not a curated record. The transcript has 9 exons.